AUGGCCGACCCUUCGGCGGGCCACAACCCCUUGUGUCUGAACAGUGAUGAAGGAGAGGAGGAGAAACAGCACGUACCGUACUCGAGAACCCUAACCCUAACACUGCAGGAUGGGCCCCACAAACAGCCUGAUGUGUUAGAUCCCACAGGAACACUGCAGGAUGGGCCCCACAAACAGCCUGAUGUGUUAGAUCCCACAGGAACACUGCAGGAUGGGCCCCACAAACAGCCUGAUGUGUUAGAUCCCACAGGAACACUGCAGGAUGGGCCUCACAAACAGCCUGAUGUGUUAGAUCCCACAGGAACACUGCAGGAUGGGCCCCACAAACAGCCUGAUGUGUUAGAUCCCACAGGAACACUGCAGGAUGGGCCUCACAAACAGCCUGAUGUGUUAGAUCCCACAGGAACACUGCAGGAUGGGCCUCACAAACAGCCUGAUGUGUUAGAUCCCACAGGAACACUGCAGGAUGGGCCCCACAAACAGCCUGAUGUGUUAUAUCCCACAGGAACACUGCAGGAUGGGCCCCACAAACAGCCUGAUGUGUUAGAUCCCACAGGAACACUGCAGGAUGGGCCCCACAAACAGCCUGAUGUGUUAGAUCCCACAGGAACACUGCAGGAUGGGCCCCACAAACAGCCUGAUGUGUUAGAUCCCACAGGAACACUGCAGGAUGGGCCCCACAAACAGCCUGAUGUGUUAGAUCCCACAGGAACACUGCAGGAUGUGCCCCACAAACAGCCUGAUGUGUUAUAUCCCUCAGGAACACUGCAGGAUGGGCCCCACAAACAGCCUGAUGUGUUAGAUCCCACAGGAACACUGCAGGAUGGGCCCCACAAACAGCCUGAUGUGUUAUAUCCCACAGGAACACUGCAGGAUGGGCCCCACAAACAGCCUGAUGUGUUAGAUCCCACAGGAACACUGCAGGAUGGGCCUCACAAACAGCCUGAUGUGUUAGAUCCCACAGGAACACUGCAGGAUGGGCCCCACAAACAGCCUGAUGUGUGUGCGUGUGAACGCAUGUUAGGAGGAUGGCGGGCCACUGAUUGA
Messenger RNA from Oncorhynchus nerka (sockeye salmon), 1047 nucleotides. RefSeq lists its product as uncharacterized. NCBI's taxonomy places the organism in Eukaryota, Metazoa, Chordata, Actinopteri, Salmoniformes, Salmonidae. The transcript has 4 exons. The record is from RefSeq and is a predicted model, not a curated record. Bases 1 to 1047 code for a protein of 348 amino acids.